AUGGUGAAGAGGCUUGCUGCGGAAAAGGAAGCUCUACAGGCCGCUUUUGAGGAGCAGGAACAGACACACACCUGCCACAUUCGCAAUAUCCAAUUGUUAGAGGCCAAUCUGGAGAACGCUGUCAGGCAAGCGCGCGCCUACAAGUCUGAUAAGUCCGAGUUAAAAUGCAGGUUGCAGCAUCUAUCGCAGGAGGAUAGGAUCCACACGGAGCAGGCUCAACGGACGUGUGACGCACUGAGCAGCGAGAUCCGGCAAGCGCGCAGCAGUGCCGAGAAACUCGCCGCAGCCCUGAAGGACUGCUUGCUAGAGAGGCGCAGCAUUCUGUCUUUCUUAACCGAAGUCUUCAGCACGCCGCCGGACACUUCGACGCUAGUAAAGCCUAGUGCGCUGCAGAAUGCCAAACAUGGGGGACGCGAAAUCGCGGGUCUAAUGGGAAAUCUUGAGAUUGAGAUCCAUGACGCAGCGAUGCAUCUUCAUCACAUGCUGCAGCGCAUCCGAGAAGAGUCGAAGCACAACGACGCCGUCUUCGAUGCGAGCCUGCAGGGCUGCACUGUCGACGAGCUUUUGCAUCGCCUCUUGCAAGAGCGGCGUGGCUCGGGCACCACCUGCCUGCUGGAAGACAGCUGUCACUGUCCUACAUUGCCAGUGACGUGCCGCAUUGAUUGGCGGCUAGAGAAAGAUCGGUACCUAAGGCUGAAGCACGUCAUCAACCGCAAGGUCGGUCAGCUGCUAAAACUGCAGAAGGCCGCCAAGUCAGGCAUAUCGACGCCUUUUUAUAGAUGCUCUCUCCACCAUCGGUCGCUAUGCGAAUGA
Besnoitia besnoiti is the source of this 813-nucleotide messenger RNA. RefSeq lists its product as uncharacterized. The record is from RefSeq and is a predicted model, not a curated record. The transcript has 7 exons. Bases 1 to 813 code for a protein of 270 amino acids. NCBI's taxonomy places the organism in Eukaryota, Apicomplexa, Conoidasida, Eucoccidiorida, Sarcocystidae.